Messenger RNA from Prorocentrum cordatum, 6031 nucleotides. The record is from the annotation of a GenBank genome assembly. Lineage: Eukaryota; Dinophyceae; Prorocentrales; Prorocentraceae.
GCGCGACGACGCCAGGCAGAGCUGGAUGGCAGUGUCGGCAGGAGCCAAGAAGGCGGGGACCGACGCGCUGCGGGCCGCUGGUGCUGACGUUACGGACGACGACGUCGCGGGCCUCGUCCUGAAGGUGAGGUCGACGCUGAACGCGGGGCCGGCCCCCCGUUCGAAGCUGGACGAGGCACGACGACUGGAGGCAGCGCUGGACCCGGUGGCCAUCCGCCUGGCGCUGGGGAGCCCGGAGGUCCCGGGCUCUGAGAUGGCCGAGGCCCUCUGGGGGUUCACAAAGGCCGCCACGCACGCCACGCAGGCGGAUAGCCGGAUCAGGAGAGUGGCGACCGACACCGAUGGCUGGGAGAGGAUCGCGGAUCGGAUCUGGGCCCGUGCAGUCGGCGACGACGGCGGCACGCUGCCCACCGACUGGCUGCUGCACCUGGGCAUAGGGCUCCUCCUGUCCAGCCUGGUGGUGGUGCUUGGGGCCGACUCCGGGCGGCACCGCCUGGCAGGCGCAGCUGUAGGGCUGUGUGGCACCGUCCUGCUAGUACGGCGCGUGCCCGAGCGUGUGGUUGCCUGGUGGGCACGCUGGAGGCGGCGCUCGGCCUUCGCCGCGGCGCUGAGCAGCGGCGGGGACGGCUUGGACGUGACCGCCGCCGAGGACGACAACGCGGCCUGGGACGCGCCGGGGGCCCCGACGACCAAGGGGGGUGGCUCGGGGGCCGCGGAGGUACCUACUGGCCCGCUGCACCCCCCGGGGCUGGCAGCACUGCCGCCGUCGCCGUGGGCCCCACCUGCCGAAGGCGUGGGCGCGGGCGCCGCGCCGGCAAAGCCCGGCUCGCAGGACCUGGCGGCGCUGCGGGCGUUCGGCCAGGGGUCCGAGGUGCCAGGCCCCUUCAGCCAGACGGCGGCCCUGCAGCAGCAGCAGCAGCAGCCACAGCCGAGCCCAGAGGUAGGCGUGCCAACGUCGGGGCUCAGCUUCCACGCGCCCCAUGCUCCUGCAGACGCGGUGAAGCUAGGGCGCGAGGUCCAGAUGGUGGGCGCCACGCUGCGCGAGUUCCAGGCGCAGGCGACCACGAACGUGCACUGGGCCUGGCACUUCUGGGAGAGAAUCGCGGCGGUGGAUGGCUCCAUGGGGCUGCACCCUGACCUCCGUCGCGCGCUGCAGACCCACGGCUACGUGGGCGCGGGAACGAAGUCCCCGCCAGGAGGAUCGCUGCAGCAGGAGCUGGACGCGCUGCUCUCCUCCUCCACAGCGCCGCACGGCGGGGGCAUGCACGCCUCCCCUGGGUGGGCCGUGGCCCCGGUGACCCAGCAGCAGCAGGAGGACAGCCGAUGGAACCUCAGUCUCCCGCCGGACCUGCGACGCGCGGCGCCGGAGAUCUACCGCACCAUGCGGGGCGCUGGGGCGGCUAGCGCUCGCGACUGGCUGUCGCAGGAAGUGACGGGCCAGCGACGCACGGCAGUCUGGACCGACCUGUGGACUGCCGCCACCAACGUGGACUACUUGCUGGGCGGGUGCAGGACCCAGUCCGAGCUGCUCACCCGCCUGGCGUCCGACGACGCGCUGGAGCUGCACCUGAGGCGGCUGGCGAGCUACGUCUACGAGAUGCGGACGAAGGACAGGGUGGGUGCGGCGGCCAUGCUGGCUGUGCGCCCGCCCGGGUCGGCCGCCGACUUGGCUCCCACAUGGCUGGUGACCGAGGCCACGACCCACAGCAAGGCUGAGCACCAGCGUGACGAGAGGGUCCACGCCGCCAGCAAGCACGACAGCCGAGGUGCCCCGCGUCUGCGGGUGCAGCCUAGAAUGCCAGUGGCGGGUUUGCCUGGCUCGCUGACGCGGGCCCUGCAGUGGAAGGAGGCCGAGGCCAGGUUGAGGACGCGCUGGGCUCGACGCAUGCGUGCGUGGCGUCGGGCCUGUGGGCUCAUCGAGCUCACGAACGGGAUGGACCGCGGAUCCCUGGAGGCGAGACCAGCGGGCCAGCGUGAGCCGAGCAACGACGACAUGAUGCUGGCCUGGCAGCUCGUGCAGCAGUAUGCGUUGCAGGACGCAGCGCGGCACGAGCGCGACUGCCGGGGGCUUGCCCCGACAGGCGGUCAAGGGACGGAUCUUGCCUGCGACAGAGGACCGCAGGAUGCCUACACAGGAGAGCGCAAGGGUGCGAGCAGGCACGUGAUGAUGUGCGCCGCGGCGGUUGCAGAACCUCCCGACGAUAUGGUCGUGGACCUGCUGGAGGCGCUGCCUGACGGCGAGCGCCAGUACUACUCGGACGAGCUGAACGUUCUGGACUACAGCGGCAAGUCGGGGGUCCUCUUCGAGGAGCUGGAGGAGCGACAUGUGGACGACGUCCAGGCCUACUGCGGGUUCAGUUGCGUGCCCAAGAAGGACCCCACCAAGCAGCGGAAGGUCCUGAUGAUGUGUGCCAGCAACUACGUGUGGGCCGACCCCCACCAGCGCGGAGACCACGGGAUGCACGGCGGAGCGGCCAUCGCCUCCAUGUGCGUCCCGACGGACGAGUGGGGCGCAGCAGCGUUCGACGAGGACAACGCCUUCACCCGCCUCCGCGUCCCCGCCUGGAUGGCCAAGUGGCAGGCUUGCCCGCCGAUCCGCGCCUGCUGGGCGCGGGGGAAACUCAGCCAGCGUCUGCGCGACAUGGUGGGGCCGACGGGCUGGAUAGCCCCCUGCUACCACCGCCUGGCCAUGGGCGGCUCGCACUCCGCGCACCUGCUCAUGACGGUCAACAUGGCGAUCAUCGGCAGGGCGCUACUGGGCGUGGGCGCGCGCUUGGGGGCGCUCGCGGGCGCCGCGGCGCCCGCCGAGGGCGGGGCCAGCGGUGCGCCGCGCGCCUCGCCGCCCGAGGACGGGGGGCUGGAGGCGGACGACCGGGGGGAUGCCGGACCUGAGGGCGCUCAGCAGCAUCGCUACGACGACGACUGGCUCGGGCAGCAGUCCAGCUGCCGUGCCGCGCCGCCUAGCCCGUCGGGCUACAGCGUGGCGGAGUGGCUAGAGGCGGUGAGGCGGGCGAAGCGGGACGACGAGCGCGUGAUGGUGGCGAUGCAUCUCUUUGCUGGCCGUCGGCGGCGUGGUGACGUUCAGGAGGUGGUGGAGAGGCUGGCGAAGGAGCGGAGCCUGAGGGUGCUCUUUCUUUCCGCCGAUCUCCUUGACGACCCGCGGUGGGACCUGGCCAACCCCCCCACCUUCUCCGCUUUGAUGGAGCUGUGCGAAGGCGGCUGGGUGGACAGCGUGCUGGGCGGCCCGCCCUGUUCGACCUGGUCGCGGGCACGUUACAAUCGUCGCCGACCCGGGCCGCCGCCAGUGCGCUCGCGGCGGUGCCCCUGGGGGCUGCCAGGUCUCAGGGCCUGGGAGGCCGCUAGAGUCGCGGAAAGUAACACCCUGACGCUGAACUUGUUGGCGCUCUGCGAGGCGUGCGGCCAGAGUGGCGGCGCCUUCCUCAUCGAGCGCCCGGAGGACCCAGGGCAUGCGCCCUACCCAUCCAUUUGGAACACGACGGAGAUGCAGGACUUCGAGACGAGGCGCUCGUCUCAGAGAGCGUGCCUGGACCAGUGCAUGCUGGGCGGACGGACGAAGAAGCCCACAUGCCUGAGCGGCACGCUGCAGGGACUGAAGGACCUGGAUGAGCUGCGGUGUGACGGGCCCCAUGCCCACGAGACGGCCGAGGGCAAGUUGGCCGACGGCACCUUCCGCGCGAGCCCACUGGCCCAGUACCCCGAGGGGAUGUGCGAAGCGCUGGGCGCCUUGAUUGUCCAGACCCUGGCCAUCUUCGAGCAGACCGGUUUGGGCGGCACCGGGUGGCGAAGGCCGCCGGAGGCCGACAGGUCGGUCACCGCCUGGAGCUCGCGGAGCACUACGGCACCAGCGGUGGCCGUGCGGAACGAGGACGUGCUUCGCGGCCGUGGGCUGGUGCUGGGCGGGCCGCAGAUGGCCUUCUACCUGCGCGUCGACGACGGGGUGGUGAUGGCCGGUGGCAGCGGCUGUGGCCCACGGGCCACUGGGAAGAUGCACCAGCUCGCGGAUGCCCUGGCCGAGGCCGGCUUCGUGGUCACCGACCGCACGGAGGCUAACGACAUGCAGAAGGUGCUGGGCUACGCACCACAGGCGCGCCCAGCGCAGCUGCGCUUGCCCCCGAAGAGGACGCGGGAGCUGGUGCGGCAGCUGGAGGAGAUGGGCGCCACCCGCACCCUCCACGCCGAGGAGCUGCGCUCGCUCUUGGGGGUGUGGAUCUGGGGCGCUCUACUUCGGAGGGAGCUGCUAUGCAUACCCGGCGCCGUCUUCAGGCUCCUGGAGAGGCACCCGCACCAGCGGGUGUGUACCUGGGCGACCGUCCGCAGGGAACUGCGAGCUAUGGCUCAGGUAGUCCCGUUGAUGCACGCCGACCUGGGAGCCCCGCCAGCUCCCGUGUAUUUCGCGGCGGACGCCAUGGGCGCCAACGUGGAGGACGACGGCGGCUGGGGCAUCCUGGUGACCGACAUGAGCGAGGACAUCGCGAAGGACUUCAUCGACGCGGGCGGCAACUUGGGCUACACCGUGGCGCGGCUGGACGGCGAGCUCACUGGAUUGCGACGGCCCGAGCAGGUCAUCCGACGGACGAAGCCCUUCAGCCUCCUGCCCGAUCGCGUGUUCAAGCCCGACGAGGACUGGACGAUCGUGGGCGCGGGGAGGUGGCGGACGGCCGACCACAUCACGCUGGGCGAGGGGCGCUGCGUCGUGAAGAUCAGUAGACUGGCGGCCGCCACUCCGGCCCUCCACCGCGCCGUGCUGCCGAUCCUGGAGGACAACCAGCCAGUCUCAGGCGCGGUGUGCAAGGGCAGGAAGCUGGACAGCACUUCUGCUGAGAAGGUUAAGCCGCACACCCUGGCGGCUUACAGGGCAGCGGCUAUGAAGUUCGUGACCUACCUGGACGAGCACGGCUUCGUCCCCGACGGGCCCGAGCAGUGGGACGACCUGCUUGUCGAGUACAAGAACGACAUGCAGAUGACCAAGUGCAAUUUCGAGUACGCCGUCGCGGCGGUGGACAUCAAGGAGGCAGGACGGUGGCUCACGGAGUCCAGCCUCCGCAUCUACGUGGGCGUUGUCACCGCCUCCAGGGUCCUGGCUCAGGCUGAGCAGCGAGGAAUCGCACCGCUCAUCCGCGAGGCGGCCGAGAAGCUGCCCAACUACUUCCCGGAGGGCAUCUUCGGCGAGGGUGAGGGCAUCCAGCAUGACCAGGACGGCUCCUGGGUGCUGCCUGCGGGGGGGGUCCUUCCAGCGCCGCUGGCGGGGGGCCGCCGGGUGGCCUCGCCAGCGCCCCGAGCGGCGCUAGCCCAGCCGCCUGCGCCAGCACUAGGCGCACUGGUGGAUGGGCUGCUGGCGGGAGUGACGUGGGCGGCGGUCGCCGCGAUGCUGAUCGGGUGGCGCUACAUGGCCGGGCCGCUGACCCACGUCGGGACCAUGAUGGGCGUCGUGGCCAGCGUAUCUGUCUCGGCAGGCAAAGUGGUCGACAGCAGCCUUGGGGCAGUCAUCACGGCGGCACAAGGCGUGUCAGACUUCGCCGUGACGUCGCCCCGCAGCUCGGCGAGCCUCCUGCAGGAGGCCUGGCGCGGAGUGGACAUCACCAACCUUCACGUCCGCCAGCGCCACGCCGAGCGGCUCGCGGACGACCCCGAGAUCUUGCAGGCCUGGAUCCAGCGCGAGUUCCUGACAGGCGAGCCCCGACCGCCUGGAGCCGAGCAGGUCGCCACCGCGAUCUCUGAGGCUUCGGUUGCCAUACCUCACAUGUCGGAGAGAUGGCAGAUAAUGAUCUGGCCCAGUCAAUACCGCGAGCUGCACAUGACACUCGGCCUGCUGCCGUCAGGUUUCUACGGAGUCCAUAUGGUCGAGCGAAUCGUGGAUUUCACGGUCCAGUGGAGCAACCCAGUGUGGAGCAGCCUCGACUGUGACAUCAGCUCUGAGAGAGAUACAGUCGUGGCUCACAUCAACUCCACUUUGGCAGGGCUCCCGCUCCCCGAGAUCCGCUACAUGUCCAUGACUGAUCGUGAAAUCCAA